UAUGAAGUAGAACUCAUACUUGUUGAGGGAAAUUUGAAUCAUGAGAGAACAGGGAAAACCCUGAAGUUAUCAAGGGGACAGAAGCAUGACAUUCUUGAAACCCUUGCAUCCAAAAUGCAUAGCUUUAAAGCAUAUCCCAGUGAUAAAGACAUUUCAGUGGUUGCAGAAGCGCUUGUCACCACCCAUCCUUGUCUUAAAGAACCAGGAACGCAGACAGGAUGGUAUGGUUGGAAAAAUAGUCUGAAGUUUAAGAUGGGUAACUUCUGCACUAAGUUGAGUCGGGCAGGAUAUAGUGAGGUAGCUGUAAAUUCUGGAAAGAGAAGCAGAAACAACCCUGACAAACAAUCUCCCCACACUGACAUAAAGAGACCAAAAAGGGCAGAAGUGAAUUUUCUCCCCAACUUUCCAAAAGGAGAAGAUGGUUCAAGCCUUGAGCGACAGAGACUCCAGAUUGUAGAUGAAGUUAUAAGGACUGACAAAAACCUCCCUCUGAUUGCAAAGUUGAUGCAGACCACCUUUUCCCUGCGACGCAAAGAGGUCAUCAAUGAUGACUUGCCUGUUGGAGAGAUCCUGGAGCGCUGGCCUGCCCUAAAGAUGGAGUCACAGAUUUGUGCAGAGUUUCACAGAAUCACAAACAUCAACCUGAAGAACCACUUCUAUUCUGAGUUAGACAGACAUGUCCCUCGUCUUCAGAGUUUGUUCAGGAAGAAAGCUGCGCGCACAGGGAAGGUGUCUGAAGUCCUGGAUCAGCUCUUCAACACUUAUGACCGCCAGGAACAAGUUGACGUCAAUGUCCUCCGUGCUGCCGUCCUCCGUGCUCUCCCUACAUAUCUGCAUGAGGAUGACUCCGGAUUUCUGAAGCUGUGGGAUGUAAGUCAGCAUAUUAUUAAGACUUGUAAUGAAUCUGUUGAACAUGUUAUAUAUUUCAUCUGUUUUAUUCAGAUGCUGUCAUUUUGGUGUAUGAUUGCCAUGAUAUUAAAAAGUGAAAAAGAUUAAUAUAGUAAUAAUUGUCCUGCAACAUCUACAGUAGGCUUAAUCUUACCUGUGAGGAAUUAGUAAUUAAACUUUGCAUUUACUGGUCAAACCUCAAUUCAUGCUGCAGUUUUUAAAAUUCCAUUUAAAACCUGCAGAGCUGGAAUAGUAUGCUAAACAAUAUCAACAUCUAUA
Messenger RNA from Labrus bergylta (ballan wrasse), 1167 nucleotides. The record is from RefSeq and is a predicted model, not a curated record. NCBI's taxonomy places the organism in Eukaryota, Metazoa, Chordata, Actinopteri, Labriformes, Labridae.